UUUUCCCCAGAGACGUGGAGCCAUUUCCUACGACAGUUCUGACCAGACCGCGCUAUACAUUCGUAUGCUCGGAGAUGUCCGCGUAAGGAGCCGAGCAGGAUUUGAAGCAGAAAGAAGAGGUUCCCACCCAUAUAUCGACUUCCGUGUUUUCCACUCUCAAUCUGAAAUUGAAGCCUCAGUCUCCGCCAGGAACAUCAGAAGACUCCUAAGCUUCCAGCGCUAUCUCAGAUCCUCGCGCUUUUUCCGGGGCGCCACAGUCUCUAGUUCUCUAAACAUUCUAGAUGACGACUAUAACGGACAAGCCAAGUGUAUGCUGGACAAGGUUGGGAACUGGAAUUUCGAUAUCUUUCUGUUUGAUAGACUAACAAAUGGAAAUAGUCUAGUAAGUUUAACCUUUCAUUUAUUUAGUCUUCAUGGAUUGAUUGAGUACUUCCAUUUAGAUAUGGUGAAACUCCGUCGUUUUUUAGUUAUGAUUCAAGAAGAUUACCACAGUCAAAAUCCUUACCACAAUGCAGUCCAUGCUGCGGAUGUUACUCAGGCCAUGCACUGUUACCUAAAGGAACCUAAGCUUGCCAAUUCUGUAACUCCUUGGGAUAUCUUGCUGAGCUUAAUUGCAGCUGCCACUCAUGAUCUGGAUCACCCAGGUGUUAAUCAGCCUUUCCUUAUUAAAACCAACCAUUAUUUGGCAACUUUAUACAAGAAUACCUCAGUCUUGGAAAACCACCACUGGAGAUCGGCAGUGGGCUUGUUGAGAGAAUCUGGUUUGUUCUCACAUUUGCCAUUGGAGAGCAGGCAGCAGAUGGAGACCCAGAUAGGUGCUUUGAUACUAGCCACAGACAUCAGCCGGCAGAACGAGUACCUGUCAUUGUUUAGAUCUCACCUGGACAGAGGUGACUUACACCUUGACGAUGGCAGACAUAGGCAUUUGGUUCUACAGAUGGCCUUGAAAUGCGCUGACAUCUGUAACCCCUGUCGGAACUGGGAGCUAAGCAAGCAGUGGAGUGAAAAAGUGACGGAGGAAUUCUUCCACCAAGGAGAUAUAGAAAAGAAGCACCAUUUGGGUGUGAGUCCGCUUUGCGACCGUCAGACUGAGUCUGUUGCCGACAUCCAGAUUGGGUUUAUGACCUACCUGGUGGAGCCGUUAUUUACAGAGUGGGCCAGGUUUUCGGAUACAAGGCUGUCACAGACAAUGCUCGGACACGUGGGGCUGAAUAAAGCCAGCUGGAAGGGACUGCAGAGACAACAGCCCGGCAGCGAGGAUGCGAAUGCUGCCUUUCAGUUGAACUCACAGUUAUUAACUCAGGAAAAUCGGUUAUCCUAACCCUGAACCAGUGGGACAAGCUCCCUCCUGCAAGAUUGUGGAAAUGUGAAAGGGGUCUUGAGGUGAAAAAUGGUUUCCAAGGAAAUGAUGCCAGCAUUAUUUAUUAUUGAGGUUUCUUCUGUUGGAUCAUUUGGGCCCACUUUUUAAUAAGACCCGAAUACACAGCAAUAUGCAUCUGGCUUUUGUGUGAAACCUUGAAUAUACAAAGCUCAGCAGGUGAACCAGAAAGGAAGAUUUGCUACACGUUCCCAAGGCGUGUAUCCUUCAAGCCCCGAAACUUGAACUGAAUCUCAGCAGAAUCUCGAUCUGACCUGCCCGCUUCCACAGAGCAUCUGCCCCUUCCACUAUGUUCUCUCUGAGAAAACAGAAAUGUGAAGCGCCCAGCCUCUGCUGCCUCUGGCAAGACUCAAUGUUUACAAACCAACUCUGAAAUACUGGUUCUAAAUUGCCUUGGAGCAUGAUUGUGAAGGAACCACUGAGACAUUCACAGCUCCAGCUGGAGACUGCAGCUCUCAGGUGGUUUGCCCUUUUCUUCUUUGGAAGCCCUCAGAGCCUCCCGUUCCUUCACUGUUUUGUCUUUUGCGCUGGAGAGGGAGCGUUGGUCACAGAGCACCAGGCACUUCACUCCAGUGCUGUUUGGCAAUGCAGAUUUUUAACUUUAGUUUUUCCUCUGGGGCGGGAGGGCCGGAACACCAGGACCCAGCUGUGUCCUGACUCUGAAGACACUGCAUGUUGUUUUCACUACUGUACACGUGACCUGCACAUGCAAGGAAAAGGUGGAAUGUCUAACACACCAUAAUCAGCUCAGGGUAUUUGCCGAUCUGAAAUAAAGUGGGAUGGGGAAGUGUGUCCUUCAGACCAAGGGAACUACAGUCCCUUUCGCUGCAGUGCGUGAGAGGUAUGUUGUGUGACUGCGUGUGUGUGUAUACGUGCAUGUUUGUGCAUGUCUGGCUGUGCAUGUUCUGUCCAUCCGUGUGGGAAAGGAUUGGAAAUGUAAGUUUUUAUUUAUUGUUCGAGAAUGUGACCUAGUGAGCAGCCACACUUGGGGAGGGAAGUAGGCGAAGCUGUAAGAUUGCUCCAGGUGCCUUCAACUAUGCACAAAGCUAAGUGACCAAACUUCUCGUUUUGAUUUGAAAAGUGCAUUGUUUCUUGUCCCUCCCUCUGAUGAAACGUUACGCUUUGGUGGGCCUUUUGAUGUGAAUACAUGUUUUCUAGGAUAAAAUUUAAGGACUAAUUUUAGACAAAACAUUCCACUUUUGUAAUUUGUUUUCAAUGAUUUUAUGUACAGCAAGCACAACUGUAAUCUAGUUUAAGAGAAACGGUGCUUUCUUUAGUUAAUUUGUAUUUCCCUGUUACUGUAAAGACUUUAUUAUGUUUACAGUUGCAACAGCCAUCUUGGGAGGAAGCUUGAGUGUAAAGCCAUUUGUAAAAGGCUUUGCCAUACUCAUUUAAACAUGUGCCUGUUGCUGUUAACUUUUGAUGAAUAAAAAUUGGUCUUUUCUCCUUUUUA
This is a messenger RNA of Myodes glareolus (Bank vole), 2831 nucleotides long. RefSeq names its product phosphodiesterase 7A (gene Pde7a). Gene Ontology annotation, molecular function: 3',5'-cyclic-nucleotide phosphodiesterase activity. Gene Ontology annotation, biological process: signal transduction. Lineage: Eukaryota; Metazoa; Chordata; Mammalia; Rodentia; Cricetidae. The record is from RefSeq and is a predicted model, not a curated record.